Messenger RNA from Cuscuta campestris, 893 nucleotides. Lineage: Eukaryota; Viridiplantae; Streptophyta; Magnoliopsida; Solanales; Convolvulaceae. The record is from the annotation of a GenBank genome assembly.
CAGCGAAACCAUGGACCCCUACAAUUAAAUGAACUUUGUCCCUAAGUAAGUGCUUGUCCUUUUUUUUUUGUGGCUCUAAUUAUCACUGCACAGUGCACACUAAUAAUAGGAACAGUUCCAAACCCCUCCUAUAAAUGGGCGCUGCAAUUCAUCACUCUCCAUCAUCAUCCUACAAUACUAUACAUUCAUCACACCAAAAAUAAGUUUUGGGGAAAAAAAAUAUAAUUAAUGAUGAGUUCAAAGUUGUUCAUCCUCCUUGGCCUUUGUUUGGCUGUUUCUCUCCUCAUUGCUUCCGAGGUCUCGGCCAGGGAAUUGGCCGAGACUACGGUACAUGCUUCCUCUGACACAACCGAAGCUGAUAAAAGAAAUGAGCACAUCGACGGAUACGGAGGCGGCGGCGGGCACUACGGAGGCGGCGGCGGGCACUACGGAGGCGGCGGCGGGCACUAUGGAGGCGGCGGCGGGCACUAUGGAGGUGGGGGCGGGCACUAUGGAGGCGGUGGCGGAGGAGGACACUGCAGACACGGUUACUGCGGACACGGUUGCUGCGGGUAUAAGGGGGAGGCGGCUGAUAUUGGGGCGGCGGCGGCGGCGGAGCCUUAAAUAAAUAAAAUAGCUAUACUAUACUGGGAUUCGAUCGAGAGAGCUUGCUUCCCAUGCAUGCAUGCAUGCGUCUUUGUAUAUGUAUUUGUAUUUCUUAUAACAAUUAAUUAAUCUCUCUCUCUCUCUAUGUGUGUGUGGAGGACAUGUAACAAUAAUGGUAAUACAGUGGUGUUGGACGUACGUAUUGUACGUAUCGUACCUCUUUCUCCAAUGUAUUAAUUGAUCUUCAAUAAUACUCCGUAAAAGAUUUGCUUGCUUUAUUAUGCGCUAAAUAAUAUCCCUUAUUGGUU